GUCCAACCUUGGUUUUUGUAAACAUUUUCUUGCAAGGAUUUUUUUUCUUACAUGUGUUUUUACGUCGGAAUUUGAAUUUUAGGCGGUGCAAUUACGUUCAAGAGUAAUAAUAUCGACUCUGUUUCAAUGGAUAUCGCAUACUUCUGACUUCAGACCUUGCCUCUCUGGAGUUUCCACAGUGGAAUUGAGACAGAAAUCUGCCAAAAGCGGGCACUCGCUAAGCAGCGCAAUUGCAUCGGAUGCGCAAGGUAUUUGCCGGAGACGGACGUGUGCGUGCCUGCGCGUGAGGGGUCCGAGGAGCCAGCCGCUGUCCCCGCGCCAAGUGCUGAGGAGUGACUGCCUCGCGCCGCCCUAAAUGCACAGUCUAUCGCGGAGCCUCGACUCUGGGUAGCAAGAUGAGCUCGUGGCUUCUGCAGCUUGCAUUGCUUGCGGCGUGUCUGCGGUGUGGUUGCGCCGAGGGGGAUCCUCUCCCUCCGGCCCUGGUGGAGCUGGUGAGAAGCAGCCCCAUCACCUCCAUCCAGGACCUGCAGCUGCUACUGUUGACUGACUCCGUAGAGGAGGACCCAGACAGUCAGAUGGCCAGAGGGCUGCAUUCCAAUUACACCUUCAAUCGCCUACCCAGGAGUCUUGAUGCGCAGCCAGCACAGCAGGCUCAGUGUAAGGUGCGGACGGAGGUGCUGGAGGUGACCCGAGCCAUGCUGGACCGCCGCAACGCCAACUUCAUGCUGUGGCCGCCCUGCGUGGAGGUGCAGCGCUGCUCCGGCUGCUGCAACGCCAGGACCAUGCACUGCGUCCCCAUCGUCACUCACACCCGAUACCUGCAGGUGAUGAAGAUCCAGUACGUCAACAUGCGGCCCCACUACGACAAGGCCGUCAUAUCCGUGCAGGACCACGUGGAGUGUCGCUGCCAGAGCGCCCCCCCUCAAAAAGGCCCCAGGGCCCACUCGAAGAAGCUCCACCCCCGCAGGCAGAACCCCAAAAACCCCCAGGUCAGGGCGCGGCCCAAGGAGGAGCUGCACCGACUGGACGAGUUGAAGCCGCAUCAAAAAUCCCAGCUGGGGGACAUGGAGAUCCUGGGGCAAAGGUGGCGGCCCCCCGAUGCAUACAUGCUUCCCGCUCAGACAGAGGCAGAGGGGCGGGAGGGGAACUCGCUCCCGGGUCACGACCUUGCGCCUGACCCGGACUGGCAAACCUCGCAGGUUCCCCGGAUCUACAACCACACGAGGCAGCGGGGGGCGGGGGAGCCGGGGGGCCGGCCGCGCGGGUUCGAGUUUCAGAACGAUUACCAGGACGCGGGGGCAAGCGGGGUGCACAGAGAGGGCGUCAGCGGGGCGGAGCCGUGGCACCCGGACGACGGACGGCCGCGUCACCCUGACGACAGGCGGCCGCGUCAGCAGAACCUCACGGAAGACGCCGAUCCUCACCGCCGCAAUCUCACCGACCAGCGGCCGGCGGAGGAGGCUCGGCUUCCGGACUGGGGCCCGGACGCACAGAUGAACAGGACAGAGACAGAGAGUCCUCCCCUGCAGCGGGGUAACGCGUCGCAGCAGCUGACGGAGCUGGGACACCCACACAAUCACAGUCACGCGGAGGAGAGCGACCGGAGGGAGCACGACCAGACCCAGCACAGAGCCAACGGGACAGGCGGCAGGCAGAUGCAGCUGCUGGAGCAAGAGCAGCAGAACUUGGAGGAGGAGAAACGAGAGCUGUUACUGCUGCACCGAAAACUCGACGAGGAGAAGCAGCGGCUAAAAGAACAGCAGCAACAGCACCAUCAUCACGAUCAUCAGCACCACCAUGUACACUAUCAAACGCACGUGCAAACAACCACACAAAGAGCAGAGACAGUGCCACCCACCACAACGAAACCUCCCGCCCCUCCCACUUUCCGCCCCCCCAGCCGGCCCGCCCCGCCCAGGAGGAGAAUGCGCAAGAACAGAAACAGGAUAAGCAAGGCAGCAAUGAGAGCAAUGCUCAUGUAGAGCCAACACACACACGCAGGGCACUGUGGGCUCAUUUUUCCUCCUGGCACAUCGUGAAGGGGGGAUCAUUAGGGCAUUAUUGAAAUUCCUUCUCAUGAGUAAUCGUUUCAUUUUUAUGUAAUAGGUUUGUCCUGUGAGAUACAUUAUGCGGUGACAGCGCGAAUAAUAGUACUAAUAAUUGUCUGAUGAUCACAUAAACUCCUUUGAAAGGAAAUUAAUGUAUUUUAUGAGGCUCUAAAAAUAUGGGACAAGAUGGAUGCCUUGGAGGAAAAGAGUGGCACAGGACUACAAUUCCCAUCAUCCCACUGAGGCAGCAAAAAUGGUGCGUGCACCUAUAAACUCUGGGAGCUAAGCGUACUCAGGACCAUGGGAAUGGAACAUGUAGAAUUGGGAAACCUGUGAAAGUCUGAAAAGAAUUUCAUCAGAGGAAUGAAAAUCAACUCUCAGAGGAACAUGCAAAAAAGCUUUGAUUUGAAGCUCUUUGAAGUCUGACAUGAACAAUCGCUUCCCUGAUUCCUGCCCGAUGUGACCAGACUGGCUUAUGUGUGAUAAGUUCUGGUGAAAACAUUGCAAUUAGUGGCUGCCUCCUCUGCGGGUCUGAGAGUGUGGUAUUAAAGUUGGUCUGCAACUCACAUUCCUUACAUUAAAAAAUCUAUUCCAGAAACUUCAGUAAGUUAACUUCAGUAAGAGUAAACUUCAGAAAAAAAGGAAAAAAGUUUCCUUUAAAAUUUAAAGGAAACUUUAGAGAAAAACACCAAUCACAACAAAGCUCAUGCCGUGAUGUCAAGAUCUUUGAGGUCAUUAAAAGCGAUCAGUCAGACUGGGCUGGACUACACCAAACUGCCAAACAUCUGCCCUAUGAGCAGGAGAAGGAGUGGGACUUCAUUUUCCAGAGAUCUCUGCAGUUCCCAGGAGAAAAAGCACUGAAACUCAAAGAGAAAGAGGGGCAGAGUUACAUCCACACAUCACUACCACAUUAUUAAUGUAAAAUCAUAUUCUUUCUUUGAAUAUAUUUAAUUUAAUUUAAUCUAAACACUGGAAUUGCAUCAAGGGAAAUAUAAAGAGUUGCAUUCAGGUUGCAUUCUUAUUUUUGGAAAACAUUUGCCAGACUCCUUUGGUAAAUAUAAUUGAAAUGCAAGGUGCUAAAAUGUGGGGUAAAGAA
This is a messenger RNA of Megalops cyprinoides (Indo-Pacific tarpon), 3144 nucleotides long. It is a transcript of the gene pdgfbb, whose product is annotated as platelet-derived growth factor beta polypeptide b. Gene Ontology annotation, cellular component: membrane. NCBI's taxonomy places the organism in Eukaryota, Metazoa, Chordata, Actinopteri, Elopiformes, Megalopidae. Gene Ontology annotation, molecular function: platelet-derived growth factor receptor binding; growth factor activity. The transcript has 7 exons. The coding region runs from base 396 to 1982 and encodes 528 amino acids. The record is from RefSeq and is a predicted model, not a curated record. Gene Ontology annotation, biological process: positive regulation of protein autophosphorylation; positive regulation of MAP kinase activity; positive regulation of phosphatidylinositol 3-kinase/protein kinase B signal transduction.